AUGAGUGACAAUGGACCCCAGAACCCACCCCAGCAGGACCAGUUGUCUGGGAGCGGGCGCACUGCCGUGUCCAGACACCCGUACCUCAAGGACUCCAUCGCCUCCAAGCGCGUGUCCUUCUACAAGAGCGGGGACCCCCAGUUCAAUGCCCUCCGGAUGGUCAUCAACAGCCGCACCUUCAGGACAUUCGACGCCCUGCUGGACAGCCUCUCCAAAAAGGUCCCGCUGCCUUUUGGGGUGAGGAACAUUACCACUCCCCGUGGGGUGCACGCCAUUCGGACCCUUGAGGAGCUGGAGGAUGGCAAGUCCUACAUUUGCUCAGACCAGAAGAAGGUGAAGCCCUUUGACCUGGAGAUGGCCAGCAGGAAACUGCCCCCUUGGUACAACGCACGGCCAGUGAGCGCACGCCGCAGGGUGAUACAACUUGCACGCCAGAACAUGAACCGUCCGCUGCGGCGGGAUACUACUGCAGCGGUGCGAACACCUAAGAAACUGACGAUCUUCCGAAAUGGUGACCCCGGGCGCAGACAUACGGUCAUACUACAGAGGAAGACAAUGCCCACAUUUGAAUCCCUGCUGGACUAUGUGUCUGAGCUGCUGCAGUUCCAUGUUAAGAAAUUGCACACCCCGGAUGGCAGGAGGGUUGAUGGCCUUCCAGCUCUGAUUCUGUGUUCUGGGGUGGUUGUGGCUGUAGGUCGUGAGCACUUCAAGCCAGCUAACUAUGACAUUCAGAAACCUUCUUCAAUGACACGGCUGUCUGCCAUCUACAAUCCAAUGAAACCCAACCGGCUCCAGCUGAUGAAUCGUAAGUGUGGAAAGAAGAAAUUCUUAUCUACGAGUUCGAAGUCGAGGAACUUCUCCCCAUCAUCAGAAAGGUACCUGGUAAGCCAGAUCAACAAUUCGAUUGCAGGAAGCUUGUACGACUUUCCUAAGAACCCUGUGGGUUCCCUGGAGACAGGAACCAACAACUUUCUGGGGUCCAUGGAGGCCGAGACAUGUACAGAAAACGCAGGAGAGGACAACACCACCACCAUGCACCCAGACGAUGACAUUGAGAAAUCGUUCCGUAUCAACCAGGAUGGAAGUAUGACAGUAGAGAUGAAAGUGCGCUUGACCAUAAAGGAGGAGGAGAUAGUGCACUGGACCACCACACUGAGCAGAACCAGUGUGGCCAAUCAGCUGAAAGCAGGCUGUGAUCCCGAAACAAGCCCCAGUGCUGAUACACCGGAGUCCAGUGUCAUGCUGUUUAAGGACUCUGACAAAGAGCUAGAGACAAAUGGGUAUGAGUCCAAAAAGGAGAGUGACCUCUCACAGAAAGAAAACUGGGAUCCUUAUGCCGAAGAAACAUAUGAUGCAUAUUGCACAGAUGUGGGCCAACUGUGUUUGAAAAGGGUAAAAACUCCAGGUGUCAGAAGUGUCCACAGGAGGCAAGCUUCAGUGGAGAGUGUCAAAAACAUCUCAGAAACAGAAGUUGGGGAAGGUAUAGUUGGCACAUAUGCCUAUGUGGAAGAGAAUAGAAAUGGUGAAGUAACAGAAGAGUACUGCAUGGUUAGGCAGCAUUCCAGCAGACCCAUUCCCAAACCUAGGAAAUUUGGUUCCGUGGAGGUAAACAACAAUGGCACACAACCUGGUUUCAAGUCUUCCAGCAUAGCAGAGGUGCUUCAAAUAAAAGACAAUGGCGAGGAAAUCUCAGAAACCAUGUUAUACAUAUCUGAGGAGCAGAGCUAUGAUGAGAAUUUCUUUGCCAACACGCAGUUCAGGGUUCGGAGUCGGUCUAUGUAUGGCACCCUAUAUGGUCAGCAGUCAUCCUCUGACACUAUUUGUGGUUUCUCAAGCGAUGAAAGUGAGAUGCUUCGAGCUUUUCUGUUUAUAAUGAAUGCAAGAGAGGACAUUUAUAACCUAAACAAAGGUGACACAAUCACAAAAAAUGCAAGCUGUACUGAAGCUUUGAAAAUGAUGGAGGCUUUGAAAAAAAUUGCCAGUAUUGAAGAUGCAAAUGAGCUGAAAGCUAAUCUGACUGAGUUGCAAAGCUAUGAAUCUAGUGGCAGCUUAAAGAAAGACCAUGAAGGUGCUAGGAUCAAGAUGAUAAAGGAAAUGUUUUUGGCAAAGAGCAAUUUCGACCAGUAUGGUCAUAGACAACUGCCUAGUCCCAACUCAUCAGACCAGUCUGACAACCGACCAGAAACAUCUGACAGUGGAGGCUGCAAGUCCCAGAUGUCCAUGGAUAUGUCCACAGAAAGUGGAGAAGAUGAUCCUGGUCGACAGUCUAUUGUCAAGGGCUACGUGAGAAGGACGAUUGAAAAACUCUACGGGAAGUCUGAUGCAAGUGAUAAAGAAAACACAAGCAAGAGAACGCUCUCGCCACUGAAAGGCCGACAUAAAGACAGUCCAGGAAAUAACAGUGUGAGCAGCCUUAUCUCAGGCUUCCAAGAAACAAAGACUAAAGUUUUGACAGAUCUAUCUUACUUCAAUGCUACAAGUGCAUGUGAUGUGUCUAAUGAGGACCCGCAAUCCAUUGCUCUAAAUGCACCUGCAGAUUUAAGUUCUGAAGUUCAAUUUGACAAAGGAUGCUGGCUACUCAAAGACAAUCAGCUUGAGCCAAAGCCAAGUGGACUACCUAGGGUUAUAGACAUAAAGACAAAAGAUAACAGAAAGGAGAUUGUAAGUGAUGACGUUCCUUACUCCCAUUUCGGAAGCCACCAUUGUCCCUUGGAGGUCAUAUCGUCUUCAGACUUGGAGGAUCUCACAAGACCAUCGGUGCCAAAGUGCACCUACCUCAACCUGCCAAAUGGCUGUGACUCUGACCCCUUCCAGGAUGACCUAAGCAACAAAAGGAAGGAUGAUACAAUAAAGGAUCCCAAGCCUCCACCAGCCACUGAGGUGCCCAAAUCAUGUGGGGAGCGAAAUGGCAUUUUACCAUUGGCACCAAUGGACUUCAAGAUGCCAGACAACAAAGUGCAUCCCAUAGAAGGGCCAUCAACGGCACAAGCCAUCACCACACAGCCUUCUCGGGCACCAGGCAGCAUCCCCAGGCCUGUGUAUGAGCAGGACUCUUUGGAAAUGCUGCACCUUAUAUGUGGUGAGCACUGCCCUAUACUCUAG
Scleropages formosus (Asian bonytongue) is the source of this 3102-nucleotide messenger RNA. RefSeq names its product oxygen-regulated protein 1-like. NCBI's taxonomy places the organism in Eukaryota, Metazoa, Chordata, Actinopteri, Osteoglossiformes, Osteoglossidae. The record is from RefSeq and is a predicted model, not a curated record. Bases 1 to 3102 code for a protein of 1033 amino acids. Gene Ontology annotation, cellular component: axoneme. Gene Ontology annotation, biological process: photoreceptor cell development; retina development in camera-type eye; axoneme assembly. The transcript is spliced from 5 exons.